AUGAUAUGUUGUGGACAUAAUUUCUCUUUUGGCAGGUCCUGCCUUGAUGAGAAUGUGGCUUUUUUGACGACUGCAGACUCAGCUGUUAAGCUGCUUCCUGAAGCUACAAAGCCUAUAACUGGGUGGAAGGGCCUUGAGUAUAGAACUGCAUUUCCAAUGCUAAAACCACCUGGUGCUAAUUUUUACCCUCCAGAUAUGGACAAAAUGGAAUUUCAAUUAUGGAAGGACAGUCUUACAGAGGAUAAAAAACAAGAGGCAACAGGGUUCUUCAAUGUUUUCAAAAGGCAUAGUGAAUUCAUUUUGGACGCAUCACUAUCCGAGAAUGCUACAGUCAGCUCUAGUCAUGGUCAUGAUCUUUUUAUGGUUCCUUACUCUUCAGAGUAUAAGACUUUCCUUGCAAAAGCUGCUGAUUUACUACAUAAAGCCGGAGACUUGACCAGCUCACCUAGUUUGAAGAGGCUGCUACAUCGUAAGGCUGAUGCUUUCCUUUCAAAUGACUAUUAUGACUCAGAUUUAGCGUGGAUGGAAUUGGACUCUAAAUUGGAUGUUACUAUUGGCCCAUAUGAGACUUAUGAAGAUGCCAUCUUUGGAUACAAGGCUACAUUUGAGGCAUUCAUUGGAGUUCGUGAUGACAAAGCAACAGCUCAAGUUAAACUCUUUGGGGACCAUUUACAGGUAUUGGAGCAAAAUCUUCCAUUGGACAAUGUUUACAAAUCGGAUCAUGUCAUUGCUGCUCCUAUUCGUGUCAUCCAGCUUGUUUAUAAUGCAGGGGAUGUGAAGGGUCCUCAAACUGUUGCAUUUAAUCUUCCAAAUGAUGAGCGUAUAGUAAAAGAUCGAGGCACAGCUAUGGUCAUGCUUAAGAAUGUUUCAGAGGCGAAGUUCAAGCUUAUUCUUCAGCCUAUAGCUGAUGUAUGUAUAAUGAAGGAACAACGGGAAUUUGUAGACUUUGACUCUUUCUUCACUCACACAAUUUGCCACGAAUGCUGCCAUGGGAUUGGACCUCAUACCAUAACACUUCCAAAUGGGCAAACGUCUACAGUGAGAUUGGAGCUGCAAGAACUCCACUCAUCUCUGGAAGAAGCUAAAGCUGAUAUUGUUGGACUUUGGGCUCUUAAGUUUCUAAUUGGAAAGGUCAGUCACUUAAUAAAUAUUGUCGUGUGUUGCUACAAUUAG
Molecule: messenger RNA, 1173 nt
Organism: Ilex paraguariensis (yerba mate)
Lineage: Eukaryota; Viridiplantae; Streptophyta; Magnoliopsida; Aquifoliales; Aquifoliaceae
Source: the annotation of a GenBank genome assembly